Magallana angulata is the source of this 2674-nucleotide messenger RNA. Its product is annotated as deaminated glutathione amidase-like. NCBI's taxonomy places the organism in Eukaryota, Metazoa, Mollusca, Bivalvia, Ostreida, Ostreidae. Gene Ontology annotation, molecular function: hydrolase activity, acting on carbon-nitrogen (but not peptide) bonds, in linear amides. Bases 93 to 1502 code for a protein of 469 amino acids. The transcript has 10 exons. The record is from RefSeq and is a predicted model, not a curated record.
UCUUUCAUUUACUGGGCGGUUACAAAAUCCCAUGCUGAACUGAUCGUUCAUUUAUGAAUUAUCUGAUAUUACAUAUGUUUACAAGUAAAUAAAUGUUAUCCAGGCUUUUAAAAUAUUUUCUUCGACAAAAUAUUUUCAAAAAUAGACCGUCCUCGCUGCUGUGCACAAUGUCGACAGAGCCAUGUAAACCAGAUACAGCAGGGAACCCUCUGAUAGGCGUUUGUCAACUCUCAUGCACAGCGGACAAGAAGCAGAAUUUUCAAAAGGCUAAAUCACUCGUUGAAAAGGCAGUUUUCAGAGGUGCAAAGAUGGUUUUUCUUCCUGAAGCAAUUGACUACAUUGGUGAAACAAAAUCUCAAAGUGUUGAGUUCGCAGAAAGUUUGGAAGGGGAGACAAUUUCUGGAUACCAAGAUCUGGCUAGGAAGGAGGGUAUUUGGCUGUCUCUGGGAGGAUUCCAUCAGAAGAGUGAUGAUAAACAGAGAGUCUUAAACACACAUGUUAUUAUCGACAAUCAAGGACAGAUCAGAGACACAUACAGCAAAACACAUUUAUUUGACCUUGACAUAAAAGAUCAGGUCAGGCUAUGUGAAAGUGACUAUACAAUCCCAGGGAACAAAGUUUCCUUUCCUGUUAAAACUCCAGCUGGAAAUGUUGGCAUGGAAAUUUGUUAUGACCUGAGAUUUCCCGAGUUGUCAUUGGUUCUAGCCCAGCAGGGAGCAGACAUACUAACUUUUCCCUCAGCUUUCACUGUGACCACUGGUAUGGCCCACUGGGAGGUUUUACUCCGGAGUCGUGCAAUAGAGACACAGUGUUAUGUGGUGGCAGCAGCUCAGUUUGGCAAACACAACAGCAAGAGGGUGUCUUAUGGACAUUCCAUGGUCAUUGAUCCGUGGGGAGCUGUGAUUGCUCAAUGCAGUGAUGGGGUUGAUGUCUGUUUUGCUGAGAUCAACUUAAACAUGAUUAAAAAGAUCCGGGAUGAGAUGCCCAUAAUGAGACACAGAAGGCCAGAUCUAUACGGAUUCUUACAGUCAUAUAACAAAGGCAAUAUCGAUGAUACCUUUCAUUAUCAGUUUGGCCAGCACUCAAUUGGAUGUGGACAGGUGUUCUACAAAACAGCUCUUAGCUUUGCCUUUGUUAACAUCAAACCAGUGCUUCCAGGUCGUGUCCUCGUGUCUUCCUUGCGCCCAGCAAAACGUUUUAGUGACCUGACAUCAGCUGAGGUAGCUGAUUUAUCUUUGUGUGUUCAGCGAGUUUGUAGAGCAGUUGAAGCCCACUUUAAGGGGACAUCAUUGACGAUUGCUGUGCAGGAUGGCCCCGAUUCUGGACAGACAGUAGAGCAUGUUCAUUUCCAUAUAUUACCCAGAAAACCAGCUGAUAUCCCAAAUAACGAUGAUGUGUAUCGAGAGCUGGCUAAACAUGAUCAGGAUAUCCAAGCAAUUAAUCGCAGGUCAGAGGAAGAAAUGAAUAGAGAAGCUGCAGAACUGAGACAUUACUUCUUGUGAUAAGAUGACAGAUAUAAACUAUUAGCUUUUCUGAUUUGUGUAAAGACUUUUCCUGAACUGCAAAAUAUUUUAACCUUUGUUGGCAACACGGACAUUAAAAUUGGAUAUUAUGAUUUGCACAGUAACCAGAGGGAUCAUAUUGUAGUUUAUGUAGAGUUAAUCAAAUUUUAGAGAAACCUCCAUUUUUUCAGUUACUGAUAAGUUAGAUGAGGAAAUCGUCUUUAAUUCAUGACAGCUGCGAAUAUCCAAAUUCAUCAAGGAAAUGUUCCUUUAAACUCACCAGACGUAGUUUGUUUUUGUCUCUUGUCAUUCCUGAAGGAAGUCUAGCUAGUUUUGGGGUUAUUGUGUAUUAAUCGAAAACCAAGUGCCAUGAUGAUUUGUCACAUUUUUGUCACAUUUUGCAAAUAAUUGCUGCAUUUUAUUGCUAAAAAGCACAAUGUGUGGUGCAUUUUUUUCAAUAUGUUUGUAUUAUUUAUAUUCAGUAUUGUUUAUAUUCAGUAAAACACGGUUAUAACGAACACGCUUAUAAUGAAUUGACGCUUACAGCGAAGUGUUUUUCAUUCCCCGUGACUUUAUUACAUGUUGUAAACUUGACGGAUAUAACGAAUUACGCAUAUAACGAAGUAAAAUUGAACGUCCCUGGGACUUCGUUAUAAGCGUGUUUUACUGUAGUUUUAAAAGAGCAAUACUAAUCAAGCACCCUGAUAUAAUUCAGAUUUAAGAAAUUUACGUUUUAUUUCCGAAAAUGUCUUGGAAAAAAUAUUUUCUUUGAAUAUGUACCCUGAGUGCACAUUCAACAUACAUUUCUAGAUUUUUUCCUAAGUAUAAACGAUCUAAUGACUCCAAACAUGCCUUGUAUUACUUGUUGUCUAACGUCCGUCUUAUCAAAAUGUGUCGUUCAGCAUUUUGACGCCCAGUGGGUUUCUUUUUUCCACCUAUUGUCAUCAUACUCAAACAAAUAUGUUCAAUGUUGUUAAACUGCUUAUUCACAAAACCCAUUUCUAAUCGAUUUUGUUACUUUUGUUUACUUCAAAAGCCGCGUAUUAUUUGCUUCAAGGUCUAUACACAUUGAUUUCUUGGUUUUAAAUGAUUGGGAACUUAUGGGUCGAAUUCGACUAAAAAUAGAAUUCUUAAAAAGUCGAACUAUUCAAUAAAAUUAUUUUGUACGUAGA